AUGCCCAAGGAUGUUCCUAGAGACCAGACCCAAACAUCUGACGCAAGAAACAAUGGCUAUACGACAGUAGGGUUGUGCGCAACUGACAGCACGGAUAAGGAAAUUAUACUAGCCCUUAAGAAUGAAACGAGACAGGCCGACAACAAACCUAGGACAGUAAGAAAGGAUGGGUGGGAAGAGAGCGUCAGACAAGGCUGGGAGAAGGGAACGGAUCAAAUGCUGCAACUCUGCAUUUGCCACAAAGCCUCAUCACCGCCCAGAUCUCAAUUUUCGUAUUUUAUCUAA
Messenger RNA from Paraglomus occultum, 285 nucleotides. The record is from the annotation of a GenBank genome assembly. NCBI's taxonomy places the organism in Eukaryota, Fungi, Glomeromycota, Glomeromycetes, Paraglomerales, Paraglomeraceae.